Molecule: messenger RNA, 3786 nt
Organism: Nyctereutes procyonoides (raccoon dog)
Lineage: Eukaryota; Metazoa; Chordata; Mammalia; Carnivora; Canidae
Gene: RFX1
Product: regulatory factor X1
Exons: 21
Coding region: 255-3176 (973 amino acids)
Biological process (GO): regulation of transcription by RNA polymerase II
Cellular component (GO): nucleus
Molecular function (GO): RNA polymerase II cis-regulatory region sequence-specific DNA binding; DNA-binding transcription factor activity, RNA polymerase II-specific
Source: RefSeq, a predicted model, not a curated record
GAGGGAAACGGAGGCGCCAUAGCCACGGUAGUCGUGGCGACCAAGCAACCCGGCAACGCGAGUCAACAACAACAACCGCCCGGCCGACCCCCACCCCCACCCCCCCCGCCUGGCCCGGGGACCCCGGCACGUUCCGUCCCCCUCCCAACAUCGCCUCCGAGACCUCUGGAAAGCCCUUCUGCGGACACAAGUAGGAAGAAGCCGAGAAAGAAAAAAAAAAAGCCUUAUUUAUUAUCAUUUUCCCCACUGUUGGCAUGGCAACACCAGCGUACGUUACUGAGCUACAGGCAGCCCCGCAACCAUCCCAGCCACCACAGGCCCAGCCCCAGCCACCGCCGCCGCCACCAGCGGCGCCCCAGCCCCCCCAGCCGCCUGCCACCGCUGCUACCCCCCAACCCCAAUAUGUCACUGAGUUGCAGAGCCCCCAGCCCCAGGCACAGCCACCAGGCAGCCAGAAACAAUAUGUGACGGAGCUUCCGGCCACCCCCACGCCCUCACAGCCGGCCGGCGCACCCACCCCGUCCCCGGCGUCCCAGCAGUACAUCGUGGUCACCGUGUCUGAAGGCGCUAUGCGGGCCAGUGAGACUGUAUCGGAGGCCAGCCCAGGCUCCACAGCCAGCCAGACCGGAGUGCCCACUCAGGUGGUCCAGCAGGUGCAGGGCACCCAGCAGCGUCUGCUGGUCCAGACAAGUGUGCAGGCCAAGCCGGGCCAUGUGUCACCCCUCCAGCUCACCAACAUCCCAGUACCCCAGCAGGCUCUCCCCACACAGCGUCUGGUGGUGCAGAGCACAGCCCCAGGCAGCAAGGGUGGCCAGGUUUCCCUGACAGUGCAUGGCACCCAGCAGGUGCACUCGCCCCCUGAGCGGUCACCGGUGCAAGCCAACAGCUCCUCCAGCAAGACAGCUGGGGCCCCCACGGGCACAGUGCCGCAGCAGCUGCAGGUCCAUGGUGUUCAGCAGAGUGUCCCCGUCACCCAAGAGAGGUCGGUGGUCCAAGCCACUCCGCAGGCCCCCAAAGCCGGCCCUGUGCAGCAGCUCACAGUGCAGGGGCUCCAGCCGGUUCACGUGGCUCAAGAGGUGCAGCAGCUGCAGCAGGUGCCUGUCCCACACGUGUACUCCAGCCAAGUGCAGUAUGUGGAGGGCGGUGACGCCAGCUACACGGCCAGUGCCAUCCGCUCCAGUACCUACCCCUACCCGGAGACGCCGCUGUACACCCAGACAGCGGGCACCAGCUACUACGAAGCUGCGGGCACAGCCGCCCAGGUCAGCACACCCGCCACCUCUCAGGCGGUGGCCAGCAGCGGCUCUGUGCCCAUGUAUGUGUCCGGCAGCCAGGUCGUCACCAGCUCCACCAGCAGUGGAGGUGGGGCCAACAACAGCAGCAGUGGCGGCAGUGGCGGCGGUGGGGGAGGCGGCGGCGGGGGUGGUGGCAGUGGUGGCGGCAGCGGAGGCGGCAGCAGUGGAGCAGGCACCUAUGUGAUCCAAGGCGGCUACAUGCUGGGCAGUGCCAGCCAGUCCUAUUCCCACACCACCCGUGCCUCGCCAGCCACCGUUCAGUGGCUCCUAGACAACUAUGAGACAGCGGAGGGUGUGAGCCUGCCGCGGAGCACCCUCUACUGCCACUACCUGCUGCACUGCCAGGAGCAGAAGCUGGAGCCCGUCAACGCCGCUUCCUUUGGCAAGCUCAUCCGCUCUGUCUUCAUGGGCCUGCGUACCCGACGUCUUGGCACCAGGGGCAACUCCAAGUACCACUACUAUGGCCUGCGCAUCAAGGCCAGCUCACCCCUGCUGCGACUGAUGGAGGACCAGCAGCACAUGGCUAUGCGGGGCCAGCCCUUCUCGCAGAAGCAGAGACUCAAGCCUAUCCAGAAGAUGGAGGGCAUGACCAACGGUGUGGCCGUGGGGCCACAGCAGGCCACCGGGCUGUCCGACAUCAGCGCCCAGGUCCAGCAGUACCAGCAGUUCCUGGAUGCCUCGCGGAGUCUCCCUGACUUUUCAGAGCUUGACCUCCAGGGCAAAGUGCUCCCCGAGGGCGUCGGGCCUGGGGACAUCAAGGCCUUCCAGGUCCUGUACCGGGAACACUGUGAGGCCAUUGUCGAUGUCAUGGUGAACCUGCAGUUCACACUGGUGGAGACGCUGUGGAAAACCUUCUGGAGGUACAACCUCAGCCAGCCCAACGAGGCGCCUCCGCUGGCCGUGCAUGAUGAGGCUGAGAAGCGGCUGCCCAAGGCCAGCCUGGUGCUCCUCUCCAAGUUUGAGCCAGUGCUGCAGUGGACCAAGCACUGUGACAACGUGCUGUACCAGGGCCUGGUGGAGAUCCUCAUCCCUGACGUACUGCGGCCCAUCCCCAGUGCCUUGACCCAAGCGAUCCGGAACUUUGCCAAGAGCCUGGAGAGCUGGCUCACCCAUGCCAUGGUGAACAUCCCUGAGGAGAUGCUGCGUGUGAAGGUGGCAGCGGCCGGCGCCUUCGCGCAGACGCUGCGACGCUACACGUCGCUCAACCACUUGGCGCAGGCGGCUCGGGCCGUGCUGCAGAACACCGCGCAGAUCAACCAGAUGCUGAGCGACCUCAACCGCGUGGACUUCGCCAACGUGCAGGAGCAGGCCUCAUGGGUGUGCCGCUGCGAGGACCGCGUGGUGCAGCGGCUGGAGCAGGACUUCAAGGUGACCCUGCAGCAGCAGAACUCGCUGGAGCAGUGGGCGGCCUGGCUGGACGGCGUCGUGAGCCAGGUGCUGAAGCCCUACCAGGGCAGCGCCGGCUUCCCCAAGGCCGCCAAGCUCUUCCUCCUCAAGUGGUCCUUCUACAGCUCCAUGGUGAUCCGGGACCUGACCCUGCGCAGCGCUGCCAGCUUUGGUUCUUUCCACCUCAUCCGGCUGCUCUACGACGAGUACAUGUACUACCUGAUCGAGCACCGCGUGGCCCAGGCCAAGGGCGAGACCCCCAUCGCGGUCAUGGGCGAGUUCGCCAACCUGACCACCUCGCUGAACCCCCUAGACCCGGACAAAGACGAGGAGGAGGAAGAGGAGGAGGAGAGCGAGGAUGAGCUGCCGCAGGACAUCUCGCUGGCGGCCGGCGGCGAGUCGCCCGCGCUGGGCCCUGACGCCCUGGAGCCGCCCGCCAAGUUGGCACGGACAGACGCGCGUGGCCUCUUCGUGCAAGCGCUGCCCUCCAGCUAAGCCCCGCGGCCUCCCCCGCCCCGCCCGCCCCACCCCCGCCGCCCGUCCACUCCAGGGUCCCUCACAGCUUCUGUGGCUUCGCCGUCACCUUUCCAGCCUCGGCCAGGGCCGGGAGGGGGCCUCCAAGACAGGGAAGGCUAGGGGGUCCCCGCCCCCAGUGGGGCCGGCACAAUCACAGGGCCGGGCGGAGCCGCAGCUGCAAACUGACACAAAGACGUGCCUUAAGGAACCCGCCGCCGUGCCCAGGUGCCCCGUGGGACAGCCAGCUAGGCUCCUUGGCCCCCCCGAAGGCCUCAGCAUCUCCCUCCCCCAGCCCCACCCUCCCUCCCGCCAUCCCGGGGGGCAGGCAGGCAGGCCCCCCUCCCCUGUGGAACCGUUAACUUAUUCAGCUCGCUGGCUUUGCACAGUCUGUCCCGGGCCCAACCCUGAGCCCCAGGUGGGCACAGGUGGGCGUCACCUGGGGACCCCCACUGUCAGCAGCAGCCCCGGGACCCCUCCCCCAGCAACCCCACCGCUCCCCACUCCUUGGUAUAAGUGCAAUUAAAGCCGUGGGUGUCGCAUCUUCUCCAGAGCUGGGCCCUCCCUUGCUCCGCAGCCCUCGAGGGGGGCA